Aureobasidium pullulans EXF-150 is the source of this 6141-nucleotide messenger RNA. Its product is annotated as adenylate cyclase protein. Lineage: Eukaryota; Fungi; Ascomycota; Dothideomycetes; Dothideales; Saccotheciaceae. Gene Ontology annotation, molecular function: adenylate cyclase activity; magnesium ion binding; protein binding. Gene Ontology annotation, biological process: cAMP biosynthetic process; intracellular signal transduction. The coding region runs from base 1 to 6141 and encodes 2046 amino acids. The record is from RefSeq and is a predicted model, not a curated record. The transcript is spliced from 4 exons.
AUGGCCGACACGACGCCCAAAAAGUCCAAGCCCGAGCGGCUGGCUCGCGAGCCCGAUGUAGAAGUGUCGCCUAGCACUGUCGUAAAUCCCACAUAUAACCGUGGAGCGGCACUGGCCUGGGACACGCCUGACUUCGGCGACUAUCGCAAAGACUUGUCGUGUCUCGAGUCCAGUGGCACUGUACCGUCCAUCUCACGCCAGCAGGCUCCUGAGUACACGCCUCCGCCGUAUGGUCGUAACAAUCGCCCUUCGCAUCUAGCCUCGAAUCUCUUCAACAACAACUCUUUCUACAACUCAUCCAGCGAUGAUCUUCCACAGAUGUCGCCGGGCUUCAUCCCGCAAAAUGGCAACAACCUCUCGCUCGAGUGGAACGGCGAUGAUCGAAGGCCAUCCGUGGCUAGUACGACGACCAUGUCCUCGACAGGUUCCUCCAAACGCAGCAUUACAGGAAAGUUCCACAAGAAGCUUCAAGGCUUCUUUGGCGAAGACUUUGACCCGAAUGCGCCGCCGCCCAAGGAUCCACCAGAGCAGCAAAACCAGAGAGGUCGCAACCCGUCCAAUGCCACACAAGUCACGCAGACGACUCGUCCUGGUAGUCCAUCGGCAUCGCGUCCUCGUACUCCGAAUACCAGUAGUGAGGUGACACCAUGGGACUUCGAGCCCGCCCCUGCGAAUUUCCAUACGCAGUCGACGCAACCGCCGAGCGCUCCUUCCCAACAGCAACAGCAGCAGACACGUGCCCAGAAAGGUUCCGUGUCAGGUCAUCACCAUCGUCUCCGACUUCCCGGCCAUAAACACAAGACCAGUCUGGAAGACAUUGAUGACGGCGCUUCCGUCAUGAGUGGCCGCCCUGGCACCAUCCGCAAGGAUUCGACUCUGCCUACGAAUUCCAAUGGAGCACGCCCACGCGCCACAAGUCCCUCGCCUAGCAUGAAGAGUAUGAUGAGUGCACAACAAAGCCAGAGCGAAGCCCAUCUCGGCCAACGCUCCCCCGGCCACCCCUCACAAAGCGCCAAACGCUCGUUGUUUGAUCGCGUUACUGGCCGCAAGAAGCACGACAAGACUGCCGAGUCUAGCUUGAAAAAUAUGCCCUCCUCGACCGGCUCACUCUCAAUUACGCAGACACCAACAGCUCCAGCUGGAAAGAAAAAGGGUCCUGUAGGCCCGGACGGCAAGCCAAUGGCCUUGGGUCUCACAAAGAAAGAGCAUACAAGGAUUCCUUUCAAAGGACCCAGACGCGCUGAACCAAGCGCCGAAUUCAACAAAAAGGAUCCAAAUGCCCCGCGACCCGACGCUGUUCGCAAUGCGUCUGCUUUGUGGCACCUUGACACUGAUAUGAGCCAGAUGGAAGGUAUCGUCAACCGCAGCCAACCAAUGACACCACCCGUUACGAGCGAGAUCUUUACUGGUUUCCCUGGCAUAGAACCCAGUAAACCUGCUGAAGAAGAAACUGGAACAUGGGAGGUUCCUGACAGUUGGGCUGUCAAACGGGUCCCCGAUUCAAAUGUCGCUGCUCUACGAGAGGUUGAUGAGGAAGGCCAUGUUCCCAGGGAUGAAGACCCAGGCCCCAUGUACUUUAUGCGCAUUUUCCGAGCGGACAGCACUUUUGCCGUCAUUUCGGCCGGUUUGAACACCACUGCUAGCGAGCUGAUUCAGAUGAUGGCCAAAAAGACUUUCCUGCAGGACGAACUAGACACAUACCAGAUCGUCAUGCGAAAGACUGGCUCGAGCCGGAUACUUGCGGCAGGCGAACGCCCGCUGGCAAUACAAAAGCACAUGUUGGAAAUGGCCGGCUAUAACGACAAGGACAAGCCGGAAGAUUUGGGCCGCGAGGACCACGGAUACUUGGUACGCUUCACAUUCUUGCCUGGAAAGCUUAGCGGCUACUCGAGCUUGGAUCGCGACCCUGGCUUCAACAAGAUGCAGAAGUUCAAUCACAUCGACCUUGCAGGCCGCGAUCUGGUUACUAUUCCAAUCGCCUUGUACCAGAAAGCCACAGAGAUCAUCACCUUGAAUUUGUCCAAAAACUUGUCUCUCGACAUUCCCAAGGAUUUCAUUCAAAGCUGUAGCAACCUUCGAGAGAUCAAGUACACCAGUAACGAAGCCUGGAAGUUGCCCGCGAGCAUCUGCCUGGCAUCAAGACUGACCAUGCUUGAUGUCUCGAACAACAGACUCGAACAGAUGCAACAUGCGGAUUUGCACAAGCUCCACAACCUUGUUAGUCUCAAGCUGUCCAACAACAAGCUCACGAGUCUGCCCGCCUACUUUGGCUGCUACCAAGCUCUUCGAAGCUUGAAUUUGGCCUCUAACAAUCUGGACACGUUCCCCGAUUUCCUUUGCGAGCUCAGAACUGUCGUCGACUUGGACAUCAGUUUCAACGGUAUCUCGGCGCUACCAAAGAUUGGUAAACUUGUCAACCUUGAACGGUUGUUCGCUACCAACAACAAGCUGUCUGGUUCGUUCCCCGAGACGUUCAAGCACCUCGUCAAACUUACUCAGAUUGACAUUCGCUUCAAUGCCCUGGACAACAUCGAUAUUAUGGCACAACUACCACAAUUAGAGCAUCUCUUGGUCGGCCACAACUCUAUCGCCGCAUACGAAGCCUCAUUCUACCGCAUCAAGGUUCUCUCUCUUGACCACAACCCCGUCACCCGUUUUGGCUUGACUUCUCCUGUUCCUACUCUCUCGGUAUUGAACCUUGCAUCUGCUAAGCUCACCCAGCUUCCUGAUGAUUUGUUUGCAAAAAUCUCAAACAUCUCGAAGCUUGUUCUAGACAAGAACCAUUUCACGGCACUUCCCUCUCUGAUCGGUAAACUUACCAAGCUAGAGCAUCUCAGUUUGGCCAAGAACAUGUUGAACAAUCUGCCCUCAGACAUAGGCAGACUUCAAGAUCUGAAAUACCUUGACAUCCGAGAGAACAACCUUAGCAGACUGCCACAAGAAAUCUGGUAUGCUCGGAAGCUAGAAUCACUCAACAUCGCCUCCAACGUGUUGAACGAGUUCCCUAAACCGGGUGCACCUCCUCCAUCUUUGCCACCAUCUCUGCCGUCAGAGGCGGCUACCCCUGUAGUGACUCCUGGCGGUACGAACACUCCAGACUUCGAUGAGCUUGGCAAGCUUGAGGCUUUCCAGCUUAGAAGGCCCAGCCAGGUCGGCCAUGGUAUGUUACCGGGUGGUUCACCAGCUGGUCGUAAAGCCUCAAUUGCGUCCACUUAUGGUGCACAAUCAAGACACCCUUCUCUGGCUCCAAGAUCGUCGACGGAGUCUGGACUUAGCAGUGCUGCUGCUACACCAGGGCCACGCAAGGACUCUACCAUGUCUAACAGGCUUGCUUCUACCUUUUCUCAUACCCUGCGUCAUUUGAUUCUGGCCGACAACCGCCUGUCCGACGAUGUGUUCGACGAGCUUGUCCUCCUCCCCGAGCUUCGCGUCCUCAAUCUCUCAUACAAUGAGCUCUACGACAUUCCACCACGGACCAUCAGAAGGUGGCCACACCUGACAGAGCUUUACCUAUCCGGUAACGACUUGUCUGCGCUUCCAGCAGAAGACUUUGAGGAAGGCUCCGGAUUGAGAGUGCUGCACUUGAACAGCAACAGAUUCAAUGUUCUGCCCGCAGAACUUGGCAAGAUCCAGAAGCUCCAGACUCUUGACGUUGGCAGCAACGCGCUCAAAUACAACGUAUCAAAUUGGCCUUAUGAUUGGAACUGGAACUGGAACCACCAGUUGAGAUACCUCAACAUGUCUGGCAACAAGCGACUCGAGAUCAAGCCCAACGUUAACGUCGUACCGGGACGCGAGACUCGAGACUUGACGGAUUUCUCCACAUUGCAGCAUCUGAGAAUCCUUGGUCUCAUGGAUGUGACCUUGACAAUCCCAUCUGUGCCUGACCAAGGCCCCGAUAGACGUGUGCGUACUGCUGGAUCCAUAAUCGGUACACACAUCCCAUACGGUAUGGCCGACACCCUUGGACGUCAUGAGCAUUUGUCAACGUUGGACAUGGUCAUUCCCAGCUUUGGUGGUGUCGAAGAUCGACUUUUGUUUGGUAUGUUUGACGGUCACAAUCUGAACACUGGAGGUAGCAAAGUCGCCAAAUUCCUUUACGAAAAGUUUAGACAUCACUUUGCAGACGAGCUCGCAAAACUUCAAGAGGGCGACGACUCACCCCUGGACGCACUGAGAAGGGCAUACCUUUCGCUGAAUAAGGAUCUUGCUACAGCAGCCACACAGGCGCUAGAAGCUCGUGCGCACCCAAGUGCUGCACUCCUUCACAGAGGAAGCAUCACCGGUUUGGAGCUAGGCGAAGACGACAUGACUUCUGGAGCUGUGGCUACUAUCAUGUACCUGCAAGGAAUGGAAUUGUACGUGUCAAACGUCGGAGACGCCCAAGCUCUGUUGAUCGAUUCUGAAGGCGGCCAUCGAAUCAUCACUCGCAAGCAUGCACCUGCCGAAGCAGAUGAGCGCAUUCGCAUCAGAGAAGCUGGUGGUUAUGUCUCGCGUCAAGGAAAGCUUAACGACGCCCUUGAGGUUUCGAGAGCGUUCGGUUUCGUUCAGCAUCUGCCUGGUGUAAUUGCCUGCCCCCACACGGCCCGCAUUUCGCUCAAAGAGUCAGAUGAGAUCAUUGUCAUUGCUUCUCGUGAGCUCUGGGACUACCUGACGAUGGACUUUGCCGUGGAUGUUGCUCGCUCAGAACGCGGUGACCUAAUGCGUGCUGCGCAGAAGCUGCGUGAUUUGGCUAUCGCCUUCGGUGCCACUGGUAAAAUCAUGGUUAUGAUGAUUGGCGUGAGCGACUUGCGCAAGAGAGAACGCGCUCGUUUCAGAACUCACAGCAUGAGCAUGGGUCCUAGUGGUGCACCAGAUGAACUCUUGACCAUCUCGAGACGCCCCAAGCGUGGAAGAGACAAUGUCGGAGACUCCAAGCUCGCUCGUCUGGACCAAGAAAUUGACCCCCCUCAGGGAGAAGUCACUCUGGUGUUUACUGAUAUCAAGAACAGCACCAUGCUUUGGGAAUCAUACCCCAUCGCCAUGAGAAGUGCGAUAAAAUUGCACAACGAACUCAUGAGAAGACAUUUGCGUAUCAUUGGUGGUUACGAGGUCAAAACUGAAGGUGAUGCUUUCAUGGUUGCCUUCCAGACUGUUACUAGUGCACUUUUGUGGACCUUCACCAUCCAAAGUCAACUUCUAGAGGUUCCCUGGCCGCAGGAGAUUCUCAACAGCAUUCAUGGACAAGAGGUGCUCGACACUGAUGGCAACCGCAUUUUCCGUGGUCUGUCAGUCCGUAUGGGUAUUCAUUUCGGUCGUCCUGUGUGCGAGCAAGAUCCCGUCACUGGCCGUAUGGACUACUUCGGACCUAUGGUCAACAGAUCUGCGCGUAUCCAGUCCGUGGCCGAUGGUGGUCAGAUUACUGUUUCAUCAGACUUCAUUGCCGAGAUUCAGCGCCUGCUCGAGACACACAUCGAGACUGAUAGAAGUGGCUCUACAGGGUCUGACGAUGCAAUGGGCGAUGAAAUGAUCGGCAAUUCCAUCCGCCGCGAACUGAGAUCACUCAGCAGUCAAGGUUUCGAAGUCAAGGAUCUCGGUCAACGCAACCUGAAGGGGUUGGAAAACCCGGAAUACAUCUACCUCAUGUACCCUCACUCGCUGUCGGCCCGUUUGGUGGUCCAACAGCAGCAGCAAGCACAAGCAGAACAGGUCAAGGCCGCCGCCGCUGCCGCGCCAAACCGCAACGUCGGUAUAGAAUCUGCAGAGGGCGACGCUGCAAAGAAGAGCGCCGACAGCCAGCUCAGCAUCGACACCGACCAUGUAUGGGAUCUUUGGAACGUGUCGUUGCGUCUGGAGAUGUUGUGCAGCAGUUUGGAAACCACAGGACUGACAGCCCUAAAGGCGCCCGAGACGGCACUGCUGGAGCGCAUGAAGCAGCGCGGCGGUGAAAUAACCGAUCGAUUCGUCAUCAACUUUGUCGAGCAUCAGAUCAGUAGAAUCGAGACUUGCGUUACGACUCUGGCGCUCAGACAUAUGAUCCAGCCGUUCAGACCUGGUAUCCUGUCUACCUCGAAGCCUAUGCAUGAGAUUUUAGGCGAGGUCACCGCCGCCAUGCAAGAACUCAAACGACUCAAGGGAGAUGUCGACAUGAAUGACGCUUAA